UUUAUAUCUGGGUACUUAAAAUCCACCCAGUGACGUUUUGAAAUCCAAGAUAGAAUUUACUGUGUUUAAGGUUGGCUACUUUUGGACGCGCAACACUUUCAGGAACAUGUACGAUAACUUGACAAACAGCACUUGCAUUGAUGAUUCCGAAUGGAAGUCAGAUUCAUUCCGGCUUCUGGUGUCGGCUGUCGUGUACGGAUUGGUGCUGGUCGUGGGUCUGCCACUAAAUGCGAUAUCCCUGUGGAUCCUAUUGCGCCGGCACGGGCUCCGGUCACCGGGCGCCGUGCUCAUGAUCAACCUCGCCGCAUCGGACCUGCUGCUUGCGCUCUCUUUGCCACUGCGCGUCUACUUUUACGCAACGCUCAAUUGGCCGUUUGGAGCGGGCACAUGUACCACUGCCAUCUUGCUGUUUCGCAUCAACAUCAGAACGAGCUGCAUUUUCAUCACUUUAAUCAGCGUGGACCGGCUGCUCGCCCUGGUCUUCCCUUUGCGCUCUCGGUCACUGCGCACCUCUGCUUUCGCCUGCAAGUGCAGCUCGCUUGUAUGGAUCCUCAUUACCAUCCUAUGCAUCCCGGAGGGUGUAAAUCUCUACAGUGCACUGAAAGCGUGCCAUCAUCACCACUUGCCCUGUUUCGAGUUCCAAGUAGCCGCCAAGGGCUCACGAAUCACCGGGCUCGGACAGGCGAUAUUUCUGUUGAUUCUCCUGGUGGUCAACAUCGUAUCCACGGUCAUGGUCAUAGUUGUGCUGAGGAAGCGUCCCAGUGGAGACGCGACAAAAGUUAACAACAAAAUGAGCGUGAUGCUUAUUUUUGUUGUCAACAUGUUGGUGUUUAUUGUGUUUUUCCUGCCGUUUACAUUACAACUCUUGACGUUGAAUGAUAAAAAUAACGGCGAGGUUUUACGCGCGUUUAUCUGCCUAGCUAGCAUCAAUUGCUGUCUGGAUCCACUUAUUUACUAUUUCUCCCUGGACUCUUUCUGGCAGGACAAAGGCAAAAUACAAACAGAUGCGGCCUCUCAAUCGCUCAGCAGGUCCCAGGACAGGUUGUGACUGUUCUCUAAAGGUUGGGGCACUCGAUGGAGGCCACACAUUACAUGUAUGUCAUUGCAUGAUAAAAUAUCAAUCCAAAGUAGUAUUUAUUUUAGAGAAAGACGGCACAGUUUUUAGUUAAACUAAACAUUUAACUAAAACAAGACAUAUUACUGUUAGAUAUAGCCUACUGUAUAUAUGCUACUUUUCUAAGCUAUCUAUCUAUCUAUCUAUCUAUCUAUCUAUCUAUCUAUCUAUCUAUCUAUCUAUCUAUCUAUCUAUCUAUCUAAACUGGAAAUGUCACACAUGUCUGGAAAACUCCUGAAAAUAAUACCAUCUCAAAAGUCAUGGAAAUUUCACUGCUCUGAAAAAUAAUGUGUCCUCACUCUGAUUUACUUCUUCAAAAAUAUUUUAUUGGCUUACACUUGCUUGCAACCUUUCCACCAUUAGGUCUUCAUCAGUCAAAACUUGUGAACCACAGUGAUAUGAAAGCACGAAAAGUGUAGGCCAAUAAAGUACUUUUGGAGCCAUAAAUCAGCGUGCAGACACUUACCAUUUAUGUUGAUUGCAACUCAGGUUGGAUGUUCAUACAUUUUUUGCCUUUUUCUUUAAUUUCACUGCUCUAAAAUAAUAAAGCUCUUGUGAAUCUCCAUUGUGAUCAGUUAAUGUGAGCCUAUUUUUUUAAUGUUUCAUACUAAAUCUAUACCCCCACUUCAGAAAAACAGUGUGUUAUGUUAUGGAGGCCGUUAGA
Xyrauchen texanus (razorback sucker) is the source of this 1778-nucleotide messenger RNA. Its product is annotated as lysophosphatidic acid receptor 4-like. Gene Ontology annotation, cellular component: membrane. The transcript has a single exon. The record is from RefSeq and is a predicted model, not a curated record. Gene Ontology annotation, biological process: positive regulation of Rho protein signal transduction; phospholipase C-activating G protein-coupled receptor signaling pathway. NCBI's taxonomy places the organism in Eukaryota, Metazoa, Chordata, Actinopteri, Cypriniformes, Catostomidae. Bases 107 to 1048 code for a protein of 313 amino acids. Gene Ontology annotation, molecular function: lysophosphatidic acid receptor activity.